Anneissia japonica is the source of this 3419-nucleotide messenger RNA. Its product is annotated as kelch-like protein 13. The transcript is spliced from 2 exons. Bases 335 to 2227 code for a protein of 630 amino acids. Gene Ontology annotation, molecular function: protein binding. The record is from RefSeq and is a predicted model, not a curated record. Lineage: Eukaryota; Metazoa; Echinodermata; Crinoidea; Comatulida; Comatulidae.
CUUUUAUUGCAUUGUUCCCAUGGUAUUAGUCGGUGAGGCUACGAUUGUGCCCUGAGCGAAUUGGUACGCAGUUCCGUACACAGUGGAAGUUCGUAUCAUUUGUAGCUAUGUAGCAUGGCUAGUGAAUCGGAAUUUCGUAAAUUUUGAUAAUGUAUUUUCGUUCGUAAAUAUUUAUCAGCAGCUUGCGUUCUAUCUACAGAUGCCAGGUCAGAAAUAGUCCUAAAACAACAGUACCCGUAAACAGAAAGCCUAGUGACUUUAGGAUGUUAAGGAUGGGAAUGACUGUUAAUUAUUGUAUUGAAGCCAUGCGGGACUACUGAACAGUGAAGAAACAAUGGCUGCAGCAGUAGUUAAAAGGUCAAUAAAUACUUCUCAGCGUAGCUACCACAAGUCGCAAGCGCCACCACCGAGCAGAAGCUUCCAAAAUGUUGAACAUAGUAGGGAACUACUGAAGCAGCUGAAUUCACUUCGCAUUGAGCGUCUCCUUUGUGAUGGUACGUUGAUCGCUGGCGAGCAACAUUUCAUGGUACAUCGCGCUGUAUUGGCCUCAUGCAGUGAUUACUUCCGACGAGUGUUCACGGAAAACGAUAACAUCCAUGAUGUGCAACUCAGUAACAAUAUAAAUCCUCGCGGUGUUGAGUUAAUAAUACAGUAUGCCUACACAUCACAGAUUAUGUUGACUUUAGAAAAUGUAGAGGGUGUCCUUUACACAGCACUACAAUUGAGAAUGAAUAAGGUUGUUGAACUCUGCUUAGAAUACUUAACCUCAAUUUUGACUGUUGAAAAUUGUAUUCAUAUUUUGAACCUGGCGGAACAAUUUGAAUUUCGAGGAUUGAUGUUGGUAGCGCAAGAUUUUAUCAUCGAUAAUUUCAUUGCGGUGAGUCACACACCUGAGUUUCAGACGUUAAAUGCAGAACAAGUAACAUUCUUCUUAAGCCAAGAUCGAAUGGCGACAAACUCAGAGUUGCAACUUUUUCAAAUCGGGGCUAAGUGGUUAAAUCAUGCAACAGAGGAAAGGAUUGAAUACGCACCCCAAUUAAUGAGGAACGUACGGUUCCCAUUGAUUUCCUCAAAUGAUUUGGUAGAUCAUGUUCAGAAUCAAGAUUUUAUGAUGCGGCAACAAGAAUGCCAUCAGUAUCUUUUAGAAGCGUUAAAUUAUCAUCUGGUUCCACACCGGCAGCAUGCGAUGCAAUCACCACGCACAAAGCUACGAUCAACAAAUGAAGUUAUACUUGCUCUCGGAGGAGAGAGCCCACCAAAACGUGUCAGUGACCGUGUUUUGAUAUUUGAUGAGUUCCAUGCUCAGUGGAAGUCUCUGACAUCAAUGCCAAUGAAAAGAGUGGAUCACUGUGUUGCAGAAUUGAAUCAGUAUCUAUACGUUGUUGGCGGGCAGAUAACUUUGAAUUCAAAUGGUAAAGAUAGUAUCGGUACUGUGCAUCGAUAUGAUCCACGUUUCAAUUCCUGGCUUCAGAUGUGUCCCAUGCAGCAAAGGCGAGCGUUUUUUACAUUAGUUGCGUAUCAUGGUUGUCUGUAUGCUAUUGGAGGGAAAAAUGAACAAGGCGCACUCUCCUCAGUUGAGUGCUAUGAGCCAAAUCGUAAUCAAUGGAAAUUUGUUGCACGUUUGCACACAGGAACCUACGCUCUCUCAGGCUGUGUGCUCCAGAAUAAACUCUAUAUUACCGGUGGAUUUAUGAACAGAAAUUUUAGCGUGGAUGUUCACACAUACAAUCACGUAUCAGACGAAUGGACCAGCAAGUGCCCAAUGAAUGUUGCUCGCGGAUUCCACAUGAUGUGUUCAGUAAAAAAUAAACUCUAUGUCAUGGGUGGUAACCAUCUAAAUAUGUAUGGUGACCGCGUAGAUGUCAUGAGUGUUGAAUGUUACUCACUGGAUUCAGACACAUGGACUAUGCUGUCACCAAUGUUAACUGGUUUAAGUAUGGCCGGAGUGACCGUCACGGAGAAUCGCAAAAUAUACAUUGUUGGUGGUUAUAACGGACUAAGCCGACAGCGGGAACGAGAUGUUCAUAGUUACAGUAUUGAUGAAGAUGAAUGGGACGUGGUUGGUGAGUUGCCGGAUGCGGCACUCCGUAUGGCCUGUUGCACUUUGACGCUUCCGUAUAAUGUUUUCACAGCAGCUGAUGGCCAUUCCUCUGAUUCGUUGUCGAUGUCGCAGCCAACAACUUCGUCAAGUCGUCAAUACUCAAUUUCAUCCAACUCACCAAGGUAGUUUCUUGUUUAGAGGACCACUGUAAAUACUCUGUAUGUACAAUAUUAUAGUUUUUACUAUGCCACUAAACAAAUAAUGUACAGUGAUGUAACAGUUGUAAGCUCACAAAGCCAGGGGAACAAAGCUUAAGGCUAAGUUGAGACUUGAGAGAUACGCCAGACGUAUCGAACGCUGGGCGUUUGUUAAUCCAUGGCUAGCAAGAUUCAUUCAUUAACAUUUAUUACAUAAUGGUCAAAGAAGAAAAUUACAAGAUGUCCAGACUAGACAUAAUUCGUGCGAGGUAUUCGUAAUCACGCAUUUUAUAUCCUGUUUUACAUCUAGGCUUAUUGAGAUUGGUCAAAUCUUGGCCGAGUUCAGAGUCAUUGAUGCUUGACUCUCGUAACUCAGUAGUGUACGCCAAUCUUAUGUCUGUUGGUGGAUUACCGUACGCCAGUGAUUGCAUGUUAAUACUGGCAUUCGUUAUGCUGCGCACAAUUUCACACCACUCGGUUAACGUUACGCUGGUGUAACUGAUGUCUGAAAAUAGUCUCUGUUGCCCUGGGAUAUUAUUCAGCAAUUUUUUUCAGAGCUAUGGGCCCUUAUUGGCCAAGCGAGACCACUAAAAGAGCAGAAAGUGUAAAAAACAUCAAAAUAUGUUUUAAUAUGUCAAAAACACCUGAUGAAAAGGGGGACUUGCCCAGUACCCUAUUGAGGGCCCUUUGCAACCUUUUAUUCAUUGAUUAUGGUUUUAUUUAAACAGAAACAUCACAGAAAUACUGUAUAAAUUACACAUAAAUUUGUAUUAUAUAUUUCUUUUUAGUAAAUUAUAGAAUCCAUUUUUUGGAAUGCAUUUUCUUCAUUAUCAAGCUAAUAUACUAUAACUGUCUGUUCUUGAAAAAUAUACUGCAGAUAAAAUGUUUAUAAUAAUAUUAUAUGCAUCAAAUGCCUCCUUGAACAAACUUUUUUAUCAGUAAAGUUCAUUUAGUAUUGUAUUAUAGUUAUUUUUUAGCAAAGUACUACAGUACAUGGUUUACAGUACAUGCAGAGGUUUAUUAUUUAGGCUCUUGAGAUCAGGGUUUUACCAAUUUUCUUUCUCAAAUUUAUCCUUUAGCGUAAAUGAAAAAAUAAUGGAAUCACCAAGGUACAGUAUGUCAUAUACAAUUUCAAUGGCAGAAGGACUGAGAAAAAGAAUAUUAAAAUAUUGACUACAAAA